Hymenoscyphus albidus is the source of this 474-nucleotide messenger RNA. The record is from the annotation of a GenBank genome assembly. Lineage: Eukaryota; Fungi; Ascomycota; Leotiomycetes; Helotiales; Helotiaceae.
AUGCCUUCUCCAGAUCGGCCUCAAUCGUCCCAUAAAUUUUCGUCACACGACGAUGCUCAAAUUCAUAACUUUGCCGUAAUUGCUCGUAUCAUGAAGGAUGCCCUGCCAAACAAUGCAAAGAUCACAAAGGAUGCAAAAGAGUGUAUGCAAGCUUGCGUCAGCGAGUUUAUCUCAUUUAUCACAAGCGAGGGUAUGUCUCAUUACGAAAGUGUAUGUAUGUUGCUAACAAUCUUAUUAUAGCAGCUGAGAGUUGUCUCAAUAGCGGGCGCAAGGCGAUCACUGGUGAGGAGAUCUGAGAGGGUUUGGAGGGUGGAGGGGAGGUAUUUGAUCCGAUGAACGAUGGCUGCUGCUGUACAGCCUAUAGUCUACAGUACCGUGUUAAUGUCCACUAGCAAAGUUGGGAAAUGCUCAGGUGAGAGGAUCGCAAAUUUCCAUGUAUUAUUUUACACUCCGCUUUCUUAGCUAUGAAGCAUG